Messenger RNA from Rotaria sp. Silwood2, 551 nucleotides. Lineage: Eukaryota; Metazoa; Rotifera; Eurotatoria; Philodinida; Philodinidae. The record is from the annotation of a GenBank genome assembly.
AUGAAUUGUGAUUUAUUAAUCUAUCAUGUAUUAUUAACAUUAAAACCUUUUCAAGCAAAACCAUUUGAAUUAGUUGUUGAUUUUACUCAUACUUGUACUGAUAAUCGUUUUAAAACUGAUUAUUUAUCAAAAUGGUUUAUUUGUAUGCCUGAUUGUUUUUAUUAUAAUCUUCAAGCAUGUUAUAUCUAUAAUUGUAAUUCAUGGGUACGAGAAUAUACAAAAUAUCAUGAUAGAAUUUUAUCAACAAUAAAAAGUUCAAGAAAAUUAAUAUUUCUUGAUCAUAUAUCACGUCUAAAUGAUUUUAUUGAACUUGAUCAACAAAAAUUACCUGGACAUACAUUAUCACUUGAAGAAGAUCUUAAAGCAUUUAAUAAUGCAUUAAAAUUAUCUCAUAAAGAUACAAAAGUUGCAAUUAAAGUUGGUCCACAAGCUAUACAAGUAACAUCAAGUGAAAAAACAAAAGUUCUUGGUCAUAGUGUUUUACUUAAUGAUGUUUAUUAUGCAUCAGAAAUUGAAGAAGUUUGUCUUGUUGAUGAUAAUCAAUUUACAUU